AUGCUCGAGGAAGAGCAAUUCUCCUCGAACAAGGCUGAAUACGUUUGGAGCUUAAUUGUCAUGUCUACUCUGCUACUAGGAAUAUCCCCCCUUAUCAACUUGCCUUUCUUAUCAACAGCAUUGUCUUCAGCUUUGGUUUACGUUUGGGCGAGAAGUCACCCAAAUGCUCAAAUUGGUCUCUUAGUAUUCAUAAUUAGAGCCAGCUACCUCCCUUGGGCUAUUGUUAUGCUUUCGUGGGCGAUUACAGGUAGAGCUUCUGCAGCUAGGACCGAGUUGGCUGGUAUAGCAGUAGGUCAUGUCUGGCACUUUUCAAAGUCAAUCUGGCCAAAAGAACUCGCUGCGAGAGGCAAACCACUGCUACCAACUCCUAGAUUCCUGACAGAGACGUUGAACAGUUAA
Messenger RNA from Wallemia ichthyophaga EXF-994, 399 nucleotides. Its product is annotated as Derlin-1.1. Gene Ontology annotation, biological process: endoplasmic reticulum unfolded protein response. NCBI's taxonomy places the organism in Eukaryota, Fungi, Basidiomycota, Wallemiomycetes, Wallemiales, Wallemiaceae. Gene Ontology annotation, cellular component: Hrd1p ubiquitin ligase ERAD-L complex; endoplasmic reticulum membrane. The transcript has a single exon. Bases 1 to 399 code for a protein of 132 amino acids. The record is from RefSeq and is a predicted model, not a curated record. Gene Ontology annotation, molecular function: ubiquitin-specific protease binding; misfolded protein binding.